GCCUUCAACCUGGACGCUGCUCUCUCGGUGCCAUUGCGGGCUCUGCGAGUUCACGUUCUCUCUAUCCUCGAGUUUCUUUUUCUUUACACUAAUCAUUGCUUCGUUUCAAAAUAUUUUCCGAAGGAAUAUUGUUUGCCAUUAUACUUGAUGGAGUACUCACUGUAACCUGAUCUUGCCAUUGCCUAUUUGAGUCCCGGUCUUCAAAAUUUCUGGUUGAAAAUACUGAGAUGAGGUUGGCUUGAAUUUGAAUGAAAUGCACUCUCAUGCUUCGUCUUCUACCAUCUGUCUCACGUCGUUUUCUGCUUUUUUCGACCGCAAAGCCUUCGCAAGUAUUCAUUUCUACCACCUGUUCGACCCAAUGUCCAGCCCAAGGUAAAGACGCAGCUAAAAGCACUGCAGAUCAGUCAACGGAUGCCGUUCAGGUUUUCAGGGAAUGGGGUUGUAAUGAUGAUGAUGUGGCGAAAAUUUUGGGACGUAACCCACAUUUGAGCAAUUCCGACGCUGCGUUGCUUCAGUCGAAGCUCGCUUUGCUAAGUCGCUGCGGGCUAAACGCACCUGACCUGGUGAGGAUAAUCAAUUGUAGACCUAGGUUUCUUAGCAGUCGGGUCAAUCGUUAUUUCAACGAAAGGCUUGCAUAUCUUAAUUCCUUGUUUGAGUCCAAGGCAUUGCUUAAGAGAGCCCUUGUGACCAACCCUUCACUCUUAAUCUAUGACUUUGACAAAACCAUUAAACCUGUUCUUGCACAGUAUGAAGAGUUGGGUGUAAGCAAAGAGGACUUUCUUUUCAUGACCUGUUCCCGGCCCACACUUAUUUCAAGGACUUCUUUUGAUGAGGAGAAGCUGGAAUAUAUACGCAAGACUGGGCUUUCCAAGGAUUCAAAGAGGUAUAAAUAUGUUGUAUCAAUUAUUGGUAUCUCUCGUCUGGAAACAAUUCGCGAGAAGAUAGCAAAUUUUGCCAAAUUUGGUUUCUCUGAUGAAGAGAUAUUUGAGUUAAUUGGGCGGUCUCCUUUUGUCUUGACACUGUCAAUUGAAAAGGUUCAGAGGAAUAUGACGUUCGUAUUGGGCACAAUCAAUUUAGAAGCGAAAAUAGUUCUUCGUAAUCCACAUCUCUUGUUUUGCAACCUAGAUACCAGGAUGAAACCACGGGCUCUCCUGAUGAGGAAAAUUGAAGACAUGGAUUCAAAGUCAAAAUGUCCACAAACUUCUAUGGCUACCGUUCUCAGGAUGAGAGAAAAAAGGUUCAUAAGGGCAUUCAUUGAAUGCCACAGUAAGGAAGUGGCCGAUGAGUUAUUGGAGUUCUAUAUGAAGGCAAAAGAAGUGAAGAGAUUAGCAGAUUCGUCAAGGAAGUGUGUGCGUGUAGGAUUUCCAUUUUGAGUCCCACCCAUAUGUUUGCUCAUAAUUUGCAGCUUGAAUUUAGAUCAUGACACAUGUCUUAAAUUCGUUGUAGUUGUUGGGGGAAUUAAUGAUUUUGCGACUUUUUCUUUCUGAUGCUUGAUAGUUCAUGCUGGAUUCUGUCCCUCCCGCUCUGUCUUCUAGUGAAUUUUGCUCUCUGGUGCGUUUAUUCUUCAGUUUUGCGGCUAAUAACUUGUCUAGAAGAACUGGUAAUGGUUGAUUUGGGUUUCAAGAUUGAAAUCAUAAUGGAACAAGUGUAAUAGGUAGGUGGGGUCUGAGGAGGGACAAAUGUACUAAGGAGAGACAAAUGUACGCAGUUUCACUCUCACAAGCAGAGAGAAUGUUUCCUUGAGCUUAUCAGAUAUCAGUGCCAACUAUUUUGGUCAAACGUUGCCUUGUAAGGCUAAGCAAUAGGCAACCGCAUGUCAUUCCCAUGCAUAGUGAUAUCCAUGGAAUACUCUGAUGAAGUUUGUGAAAUCUAAUUGUUCUUAUUAGUCCCCUCGCCAAUCUCAUUCUUUCUCAUUUUGUAAAUUUUUUUAACUUCUGACAAGGAUCUUUUCCUCCUGUAUAGGCCUUGCGCCUUACUUGGGAUUUAUUUAUGAUAUUAUACUGUGAAUUUUAAAUCAAGCUGUUAGUAUAGCCUGUAUA
Neltuma alba is the source of this 2039-nucleotide messenger RNA. RefSeq lists its product as uncharacterized. NCBI's taxonomy places the organism in Eukaryota, Viridiplantae, Streptophyta, Magnoliopsida, Fabales, Fabaceae. The record is from RefSeq and is a predicted model, not a curated record. The transcript has a single exon. The coding region runs from base 249 to 1373 and encodes 374 amino acids. Gene Ontology annotation, biological process: regulation of DNA-templated transcription. Gene Ontology annotation, molecular function: double-stranded DNA binding.